Messenger RNA from Sipha flava (yellow sugarcane aphid), 1646 nucleotides. Its product is annotated as kynurenine/alpha-aminoadipate aminotransferase, mitochondrial-like. The record is from RefSeq and is a predicted model, not a curated record. The coding region runs from base 115 to 1533 and encodes 472 amino acids. Lineage: Eukaryota; Metazoa; Arthropoda; Insecta; Hemiptera; Aphididae. Gene Ontology annotation, molecular function: pyridoxal phosphate binding; L-kynurenine:2-oxoglutarate transaminase activity. The transcript is spliced from 10 exons. Gene Ontology annotation, biological process: biosynthetic process.
AUUAUUAAAAUUAAGUUAUAUUAUAAUAAAUUUUAACUAAAAUUUUUAACUGGACGUAUAACUUAUAAAUCACUAUACUUCUGUUCUGAGAUAUCAAACUAUACUUGGGAUACUAUGAAAACUUUAAGAAGAUGUACGCCGAUAGUAUUGAAUGUAGGACAACAUGAAUUAUAUUCGAGUUCCUUAGGACAUGUGUCGGUGGCUCAACCUAAACACUCUUCAAUUCCAGAUCAUUCAGCAUCAUCACUGUCAAAUGAUGAGACCUUUGUCCCGUCUAAAAUAAACUAUUCACGUUUCAUCAAUAAGUUGUCAUCAAAACGAUCAGCGUCUCUUUUACGAGAAAUAUGUAGUAAGCUGGACCAUUUACCUCCCACUUGCAUUAAAUUUGCUAUAGGAGUACCGAAUGUAUUGACUUUUCCUUUUAAAAAAGUUAGCGUAGAACUAAUUACCGGGGAAAGUAUUGAACUUCAAGGUGAAGAACUAUCUAUUGCUUUACAAUAUCUUCCUUCACAAGGGUACCGCCCUCUUAUUAAUAUAUUACAAAAAUUGCAAGAUUCAUUUCACGGGCCUCAAAAUUGGGAAAACAGAGCUAUCAUGGUGACAUCUGGCACUCAAGAUGCAUUAUCUAAAGCUGUGGACAUGUUGAUGAGUUUUAAUGAUCCAGUGCUACUACCAGAUCCUAUAUAUUCAGGAGCAAUAGACUUGUUCAAACCUUAUGACGUUGAAAUUAUAACCAUGAAACAAGAUUCGAGUGGCAUAAUUGUGGAAGACGUUAAGAAAGUCUUGAUGGAAAGAAAGGAAAAAAUGCAAUCGAUACCAAAAGUGAUUUAUUUGAACCCUAUUGCAUCAAAUCCAGGAGGCACUACACUAACUACAAAUCGGAAACGAGAAAUUUAUCAACUUGCUUGCGAAUACAAUAUGUUAAUUCUCGAAGAUGAUCCAUAUUAUUACUUAAAUUUUGGACAGAAAAAUCCCGUCAGUCUUAUGUCCAUGGAUAUAGAAGGCCGUGUGCUUCGAUUUGAUUCUUUUUCAAAAAUCAUGAGUUCUGGGUUACGUGUUGGCUUCGUAACUGGACCCAAAAUGUUAGUUCGUCAAAUGGAGUUACACAUGCAAACAUCAUCAAUAAACGCGUCAUCAUUAUCACAAAUGCUUUUAUAUAAGCUUUUAUCAAAAUGGGGUAUAGAUGGCUUCACUUCUCAUACUAUGCAAGUCAAAAAAUUCUACCAGCAAAAAAGAGAUCACACGAUGCAAGCCGUCGAAAAAGAAUUAAAAGGAUUAGCUGAAUGGUAUGAACCUACUGGAGGAAUGUUCCUUUGGUUAAAAAUCAUCGGUCUGAAUGAUACAAAACCAUUAGUUACUUCUAGGUGUUUGAAAAAACUAGUAGUUUUAGCGCCCGGAUAUGCGUUUGCAACUAAUUAUACAAAUUCCAGUCCGUAUGUUCGAAUUUCAUAUUCUAUUGCAACACAAGAAGAAAUAGAUAGAGGAAUAUCACUAUUGGCGGAAUCUAUACGAGAAGAAUUAAAGCUAAUUUAAUGACAAACAAUCACACAAUCAAAAUAUUUUUUAAAAAAAAUAAUACUUUUUAAUACUUAAAUAUCUAUAAAUAAUUUAAAACAAUUGUGGAAACUGUAAUAAAAUACAAAUUA